UCCAAUGAACACUAGACCAUCUAGUCCAGGGCCCUCAGCAUCUAAAACCACUAGUAGUACAGCAACCACUGGUAAGCUCUCCACCAUCAGCGGCAGCACCUUCGGGCCGCAGUCGACAGGGAGCGGCAGCGGCGGCAUCGGCGUAAGCGCCGACGAGGUCUUCCCCGAGGGCCGAAUCCUCGAGGUGCCGAACCUUCGGAUAUUCACCUUCGCGGAAUUGAAGGCCGCAACGCGGAACUUCAAGGCCGACACGGUGCUCGGGGAGGGGGGAUUCGGUAAGGUGUACAAAGGGUGGGUCGACGAGAGGACAAUGAACCCGGUCAAGACCGGGCUUGGGAUGGUAAUCGCGGUGAAGAAGCUCAACCCGGAGAGCAUGCAGGGGUUGGAGGAGUGGCAGUCGGAGGUGAAUUUUCUGGGGCGGCUUUCGCAUCCCAACCUCGUCAAACUCUUGGGCUACUGCUGGGAAGACAGGGAGCUUCUACUUGUCUACGAGUUCAUGGCUAAAGGAAGCUUAGAGAAUCAACUCUUUCGAAGAGGGGUAGUUUUUGAGCCUCUGUCAUGGGAUCUCAGAUUGAAGAUUGCAAUAGGCGCGGCUCGAGGCCUCGCUUUCCUUCAUUCAUCCGAGAAACAAGUCAUCUACAGGGACUUCAAAGCCUCCAACAUCCUCUUGGACUCGUACUACAAUGCGAAGCUCUCCGAUUUCGGCCUCGCGAAGCUCGGGCCGACCGGCGGGGACACGCAUGUCACCACACGAGUCAUGGGCACCUAUGGAUACGCAGCGCCAGAGUAUGUCGCCACCGGCCAUCUAUACGUAAAGAGCGACGUAUAUGGAUUCGGUGUUGUGCUUCUCGAGAUGCUAUCAGGCCAGCGGGCCCUGGACCCGACCCGCCCUAGCGGGCAGCACAACCUGGCCGACUGGGCCAAGCCGUACUUGGCCGACCGGCGAAAGCUGGCCCGGCUGAUGGACCCCCGGCUCGAGGGGCAGUACCACUCGAAAGGCGCCCUCCACGCCGCGCAGCUCACUCUGAAGUGUCUAUCCGGCGACCCCAAGAGCCGGCCGUCUAUGAAAGAAGUCGUGGAGACUCUCGAGAAGAUCGAGGCGAUGAAGAGUAACAAGUUGAGGGAGUCCAAAGACGAGCCCUCGCAGGGUCGAAAGCACGGCCGCUCGCCGAGGAAUCCAAACCAGGCGGCGGGGGGCAAGCAACCUACUAGAUUAACAUGAGAAUGUGAUUUGAUUUUCGACUUAAUUGCUUUUGUAAAUCGAUUUUUUUUUUCUUCUCUUUUAAUGGGUUUACUUAUAUUGAUUGCGAAAAAUGUAAUCUUUUAAUGGAAAAGAAGGUAUUGUAUAAUGUAGCUGCUAAUUUGAUGAUGUAAAAAGUGGAGGUGAUGAAAUUACUUUUUUUGUCUCCACUUAUUCACACCUUUUCUAAAGGCUUUUGUGCUAUGUUCCAACUAUAUCCCACUUCUCUUUAUGCUUUUGUA
Messenger RNA from Ananas comosus (pineapple), 1482 nucleotides. Its product is annotated as probable serine/threonine-protein kinase PIX13. Gene Ontology annotation, biological process: protein phosphorylation. Lineage: Eukaryota; Viridiplantae; Streptophyta; Magnoliopsida; Poales; Bromeliaceae. Gene Ontology annotation, molecular function: ATP binding; protein kinase activity. The record is from RefSeq and is a predicted model, not a curated record.